Vanessa tameamea is the source of this 633-nucleotide messenger RNA. RefSeq lists its product as uncharacterized. The record is from RefSeq and is a predicted model, not a curated record. Bases 142 to 633 code for a protein of 163 amino acids. Lineage: Eukaryota; Metazoa; Arthropoda; Insecta; Lepidoptera; Nymphalidae. The transcript is spliced from 3 exons.
GAAUUUCUCCGACGUAUUGAUAAUAAAAACUUUAUAAUGAAAACGAGCAGUUAUAAAAUAUUUUAGAAAGUCACAUUGUUUCUAUGAAAAUAAUAAUGUGUGUGUUUUUUAAAAUAAGUUUCAUUUAUAUUCUUUAUAUCCAUGCUUAACGACAUGGUUUUGUUUAUAAUAUUUAAUAUUUUAAUUUAUUCGCAUCUCCUAUUUGGGCUUAACGAAACCUUUAAUUAUGAAAAACUUCACAAAUUUGGAUUAGGUCGUCCAAUUAUUUACAGACGCAGGAAUUAUAAUUACGCGUAUCCCGAAGAACUGGUGACAAAGCGACCUGAUUACAUACGAUCGCCAUACAGGAAUGUGUAUCAAGGAGCUAUUCCUAACAAGGGUGACAGAAGGGUGUAUAAUAAAAGAUUCCAAUACAAGCCACAAAUUAUGGGUCAUAAAUUAAUUUGCAAAGGAGUGUUUGACUGUACGCUAACACAUUUGGCUAUCGAAACAAAUGGUAGUAUUCCAAUAAUAUUCCGUGGAGGCGUAGGGUACAAAUAUUUUACGAUUAUAAUAAAGGCGGAUGCCGGAGACGAGCUAUCCGGGAGAGUGAGAGCUUUCUGUGCACGUGUAGUAAGUGAUAAAGAAAACUAA